Messenger RNA from Trifolium pratense (red clover), 1875 nucleotides. Its product is annotated as isocitrate dehydrogenase [NAD] catalytic subunit 5, mitochondrial. Gene Ontology annotation, biological process: tricarboxylic acid cycle; isocitrate metabolic process. Lineage: Eukaryota; Viridiplantae; Streptophyta; Magnoliopsida; Fabales; Fabaceae. The record is from RefSeq and is a predicted model, not a curated record. Gene Ontology annotation, cellular component: mitochondrion. The coding region runs from base 454 to 1530 and encodes 358 amino acids. Gene Ontology annotation, molecular function: magnesium ion binding; isocitrate dehydrogenase (NAD+) activity; NAD binding. The transcript has 7 exons.
AUUUAGUUUUGUGAAUAGCAACAAAAUACCUAGGGAGGGGUUGAAUGAGUGGUUUUCCACCAUUGAGAAACUUUGGAGCUUUGCUUUCAAGUCUUAGAUGCAAUCUCCUCUCUUUCUUCUUAGAUUGUAAGUUUUACUCUUGAAUAUGAGUCAGUAAAUUUUCUGUUAUGUUGGGAUUAAGUUAGUUAUUUAUGAUCUUAAUGUAAUAAUACCUCUAAAAAUUAGAGACAAAAAUAUAUAUUUUUAAUGUUGAAAUAAGAUACAUCUAAAAAUAUAAGUUGACCAUGCUUAGUAGUUUGGUCUAAAUUCUUACACACACAACACAACCCACAUAAACAAAAGUUAAUUAAAAUAUAGAAUUGGCCGCACCACACCUUAAUAAUUUGUUGUGCCGUGAAUCAAUAAUCAUCAAUCAAUCAAUCAAAAAGGAAGAUUUGUGUGCGGCGGUGAAGUAUGGCUUCUCAGAUACUAAGACGAACCCUCGGAAGCCGCUAUCUCUCAAACCCUAGAGCCUUCUCUUCCGCAUCCACUCCGAUCCGUGCCACUCUUUUCCCCGGAGAUGGUAUUGGUCCCGAGAUCGCCGAAUCCGUCAAACAGGUAUUCCAAGCUGCUGAUGUUCCAAUUGAAUGGGAAGAGCAUUAUGUAGGAACCGAAAUUGACCCCAGAACACAGAGCUUUCUUACAUGGGAAAGUUUAGAAUCGGUAAGGAGAAAUAGGGUUGGCUUGAAAGGGCCAAUGGCCACCCCUAUUGGAAAAGGGCAUCGUUCAUUAAACCUUACUCUAAGAAAAGAACUUAAUUUAUAUGCCAAUGUCCGACCUUGUUACAGCCUUCCUGGCUACAAAACUCGUUAUGAUAAUGUAGAUCUCGUCACAAUCCGUGAAAAUACGGAAGGCGAGUACAGUGGACUUGAACAUCAGGUUGUGAGGGGUGUAGUAGAAAGCCUCAAAAUCAUUACACGUCAAGCAAGUUUAAGAGUUGCUGAAUAUGCUUUUCACUAUGCCAAGGCACAUGGAAGAGAGAGGGUGUCUGCUAUACACAAAGCCAACAUUAUGCAAAAGACUGAUGGUCUUUUCCUUAAGUGUUGUCGUGAGGUUGCAGAGAAAUAUCCAGAAAUACAAUAUGAGGAAGUUGUCAUUGAUAAUUGCUGCAUGAUGCUUGUGAAGAAUCCUGGGCUUUUUGAUGUAUUGGUGAUGCCUAACCUUUAUGGUGAUAUAAUCAGCGAUCUUUGUGCUGGCUUGAUUGGAGGAUUAGGCUUGACACCCAGCUGCAACAUUGGUGAGGGAGGUAUUGCACUUGCUGAGGCUGUACAUGGUUCAGCACCUGAUAUUGCUGGGAAGAAUUUGGCAAAUCCAACAGCUUUGCUAUUGAGUUCUGUUACAAUGUUGCGCCAUUUGGAUCUCCAUGAUAAAGCAGAAAGUAUUCAGAAUGCAAUCCUCAACACAAUUGCAGAAGGGAAGUACCGAACUGCUGAUCUUGGUGGCACUUCAAAGACAACUGAAUUUACAAAAGCAAUCAUUGAUCAUCUUUGAUAUUUGCUCUGAAGUCGGCAAGGAAUUGUUAAUUAUGAUUUUAUUUCAGUUAAUUUCAUUUUAUUCCCCCAAUUUUCCAGAGGAGUGGGAUUACCUCGUUUAAAUGGAUAAAGCAUCUACGUGUGUGACAUUACAACCAAAGUAGAAAUGCGCAAGCAUUCAAAUAUUUGCUGCCUACCGUUUGUCUUAGGCAUUGAGAGGGGUUCUUUCAAACUGCACAUUUAUUGAUAACCCUGACAGUCUAUUUUAAUAUUCUUUGUCAAUAUUAUAGUUAAAUAAUGGAAGUACCAGAUGGUGUUUCAUUCCAUCAUAUGAUUAUCACUAUUUGUGCUGGCUUUUUGUUUU